AUGGGUCUUAUGGUAUCUUUAAAUGGUGUCGCGGGAGGUGUUGAGAAAUUACACCGUGAUGAGUCUAAUCCGUUAGAUAUUGAAGAGCUAAAGAGGUCUCGAGAACCAGAUCGAGGUAUUAUUGAACGUGACGACCAGGGAAAUGUGAUCGAAGUUAUUAUAGAUAAGGAGAAAGAUGAAGGAUUUGAUACAAAUGUUCAUCCCACACCUGCGAAAACAGAUAUCAUAAGAGAACUAGAAGCAAAAGCUUCAGUUGUAUAUAAAAGAGAGCAAUAUCAUUCUGAGGAAGAACGACGAUUUGUGGAAAAAUUGAUCAAUAAAUAUGGUGAUGAUUAUGAGUCUAUGUUUAGGGAUAUAAAGUUGAAUGUGUAUCAAUAUACUGCUGCUCAACUAAAAAAAAAAUGUCAAAAAUACUUGCUAGACAGCUCGAAUAAAUCUUGCUCGUGA
This is a messenger RNA of Cetraspora pellucida, 447 nucleotides long. Lineage: Eukaryota; Fungi; Glomeromycota; Glomeromycetes; Diversisporales; Gigasporaceae. The record is from the annotation of a GenBank genome assembly.